CAUUCAACGUCUGCUAUCAGACGACAGGUGACGGGAUGUCGGUCCAUUGAUAGCGUCAAAUUUGAUUUGAAAUUGGUAUUUUCGCAGUCAGUGUCGCGGGAUUGCUAUACUAAAGAAUAUCCGUCUUAAUGGAGUGAAUGUCGUGCGGGGUAGAGUUUUAUUUAUCUGGCAGAGCGUAACAGGUGAUAAGACUGUGCGUAACCUCGGUAUUGAUUAUUCGCCCCACCCUUUGAACUCCACCUUGAAUUUGCAACAGAACUAGGUACAGCUGAUGCCGGGCCUCGACGCCACCCCCGGUUUCGAAAUGGACGAGAAUUUUAAGGAGAGAUUGAUAAGGAAUGUUAAGAAGGAAGUGAAACAGAUUAUGGAGGAAGCUGUAACGAGAAAAUUCGUACACGAAGAGAGCAGCAGCAUUACCUCCCUAUGUGCUGCUGUAGAGGCGUGCCUAUCGCAGGGGCUAAGGAGGCGUGCUUUGGGAUUAUUCAAAACAAGCUCCACUACAGCACUGCUGCACAAAGUGGCUAAAAGCUUCCCACCAGCUAAUCACAUUUCAAGAAUGGUUCAAGACUUAGAAAAUGUGGAACCAUCAAAUAGAAAAUCUUCUAGCAGCGGCGAUAGCACCAGUAAACCACUUCCACCUCCAUUAUUGAAAAAAAAUUCCACUGGUGUUAUUUCUCAAUCACAUCACCAACCACCUAAAUACUUAUGGAUACGGCUAGCACUGCUGGAAAAACAGCUUGCAGGGAUUAUUGCGUAUUUAGUAGAGAAUAGUAGCCGAUACUAUGAAAAGGAUUCACUUGUGGCUGAUCCAGAUUGUGGAUCCAUUCUUAGUUCUCUGUUAGUCGGACCAUGUGCCCUGGAUUACUCCAAGACUAAAACGCAAGAUCAUUUUUGGACGGAUCCCCCUGCUGAUGAACUUGUUCAAAGACAUAGAAUAUCUUCUGGUACUACUAGUUGUCAACCAACUCCGCCUCUUAAUUUUGGAAGGAGCCUACAUACUGGAGGUAGCUCCGAAGACGCCUUGGGUCAGAUGCCCAGAUCUGCCAAAGAUUAUGUUGAGUCUCUACAUCAAAAUAGCAAGGCAACUCUGCUUUAUGGAAAAAACAAUGUCAAUGUCCAUCCACCACAAUCAGAUCCAAUGCCGGGAUAUCUUUCCCUACACCAGAGCGCUCGGGGUUUGGUUAUUAAGUGGACACCGAACCAACUCAUGAAUGGGUUUGUCAGUAAUUGCUCAUCAGAAACUGGUGGUGUCGGAGGUGGCGGUGAUGGCAAAGAUGGAAAAGAAGACAAAUCUCAAUAUUGGCAGUAUGCUCUGAAUUUACGGGUAGAAGACAUUGUAUACGUUCACUGCCAUCAACAAGGUGGUGGUGAAGGUGGCGGCACGGUAGUUCUAGUAGGCCAGGAUGGCGUGCAGAGACCCCCAAUUUGUUUUCCCACAGGUCAAGGACAUUUACUGUCAUUCUUGUCUUGCCUGGAAAACGGACUUCUGCCGAUGGGUCAACUGGAUCCACCACUUUGGUCUCAACGUGGUAAAGGGAAAGUGUUUCCGAGAAGCCGAAGGAGACCAGCACCGAUGCCAGAUCAGAACCAAGAAGCGAUAGAUUAUGUAUUUAGGAUCAUCAGUAAAGCUCGCCCAGAGGAUUUAUUAUCGAGUCAAGAACUGAUGGAUCCAGGCUACAGGCACGGCAUAGCUAAGAAUUGGAGAGUCUUAUCCUCAGCCUCGGCAUCAGCUUCCAGUAGUGACUCUCCCCACACUUCAGAAUCACUCAAUCCCCCUGAUAGCCCUGCUAUUCCACAACCAGAGCAAAAUAGCAACGGUCAUCCAAUUCGUCUUGUUUGCCAGACCAUGAAACGUCAAAUAAUAUCUAGAGCAUUCUAUGGCUGGCUUGCCUAUUGUCGCCAUUUAUCAACGGUACGCACGCACCUCUCUGGAUUAGUCAAUGGAAAGAUUGUAGAAGGUAGCACAGAAGAUAGAGAAGGUCUUACAGUCGAGAGGUGGCAGCUUUUGUCACAAGAUGGAUGUGUGACCGACAGUCAGCAAGUACUGAGGCUCGCCUACUAUGGAGGUGUAGCUGCUGAAUUGAGAAGCGAAGUCUGGCCAUAUCUAUUGGGGCACUAUGUAUGGGGCAGUACAUCCAAUGAAAGACAAGAAUUGGAUGAAGGUACAAGGCAAAGUUAUGAAACCACGAUGUCUGAGUGGCUCGCAGCAGAAGCUGUUGCCACACAACGAGAUAGACCGAGCAGCGAAUCCAGUGAAAGUCACUCUAGUGAAGAACAAGAUGAGGAAAGUGAUUUGGGGGAUUCUAUUGAAGACGGCGAGGAACCUACUUCUCCCGUUUCAUCUCAAGGUGGAAUUUAUUCUAAAGAACUUUUGGACUUGUUUGCACUAAAUUUGCAUAGGAUAGAUAAAGACGUACAGCGCUGUGACCGAAAUUACUGGUACUUUGUUCCACCAGAUAAUUUGGAAAAAUUGCGUAAUAUCAUGUGCACGUACGUGUGGGAAAGAUUAGAUGCAGGAUAUAUGCAAGGUAUGUGUGAUCUUGUUGCGCCUCUUCUGGUGGUUUUUGAUGACGAAGCCAAGACUUAUGCCUGCUUUUGUAAUCUUAUGGAACGAAUGUCUGCCAACUUCCCGCAUGGUGGUGCAAUGGAUGCUCACUUUGCAAACAUGCGGAGCUUGAUACAAAUUCUGGAUGCUGAACUUUUCGAGUUAAUGCAUCAACAUGGAGACUAUACCCAUUUCUAUUUCUGCUACCGCUGGUUUCUUUUGGACUUUAAAAGAGAAUUAAUAUACGAAGAUGUAUUUAUGGUAUGGGAGGUGAUUUGGGCAGCAAGAUAUGUCGCAUCAAAUCACUUUGUACUUUUCUUAGCUUUGGCUCUCGUCCAAACCUAUCGCGAUAUUAUUCUGACAAAUUCUAUGGACUUCACGGAUAUUAUUAAAUUCUUCAAUGAAAUGGCAGAAAGACACGACGCUCGUGCAGUGCUGGCACUGAGUCGAGAGUUGGUUCUACAACUACAAACCCUUAUUGAAAAUAAAUAAAUCUCAAUGGAAUCUCGUAUCGAAGAAUUAUAUAUAUACAUAGCAUAUUUAUUUAGGUAUUUACUACAUGACAUGGUAUGCGUGGAUCGCAUAUCUCUCCAAAGUUGUCGUUAUAUAUUCUGAAUAACAAAUUCCACUAUGAAAGAUAGAUUAUACAACUACAUAUUCUAUGGUUACAUAUUUAUAACUUAAGUCAAAGUACUUAAAAACAUUGCUAAAAAGCGAUAAAUUUUUAUUUACGUAAAUUUUGGUAUUACGUUACCUUGCUACAUUAUGUUUUUUACAUGUGGAAAAAGUUCAGAUAUUAUUAUCCCUAGUUUUGCUUGCUAAGGUAUCAUAUUCAUUUAUUAUACAAUUUUGAUAGAUGUUUUUUUGCCUCUUAAUCGCUGUAUAAAAUACUGAAAGUUAUUGUUUUUAUGCAAUGAUUCAAAAUCAACCAUCAUACCAGGAUGACUUAAAUCUUUCAAGCAGUGUCAUAAUUUUUAGUAAAAGCCAUUGUCACUUUUUCGAACUGUUUAUACAUAUCAAAAAUGUAUAAAUUUGUGGUGGCUGCAUGCGCAAUGUCAUCUCAUAAAAAUGCUUUGGCGUUUUGAUUAUGUUUUCACGCAAGUACUCGUUGAAGUGUUGCUCUGGCAGAUAUAAGAGUACCAACAGUGUUCGUAUCUUGAUAUCCGCAUAGGCCAUAAAAUUUUAAUAAUUCUUCGGAAUCUGCUACAUAUUGGGUAAAUACAUAAAUAUCAAAUAAAUAAAUAAAUGAGCAUCAAGGAACACGUAGUAAAAAGUGACAUAUGCUUUUGUGAAAACCAUAUAAAUGUUAAGUACAAAUAAUUAAACCACUCCAUCUCUGCACCGCUUUUUGGCGUAAAGACUAUUUUAAUUUACAAAAUAAUAUGAAUAAAUAAAUUGUAUUUACUAACAUUCAUUUCAACUCAUUUUAAUGCUAUUUCACCAUUUAAUACUUGACCUUUAAUACAGAAUGGCCAAUAAAUGUAUGUAGUUAACGAAAGCUCUUUGCAGCAACGUACGCAUUAAGAUUGCUUAAUGCGGAUGAAUCUAAACACACGAUCACAUCA
This is a messenger RNA of Diprion similis, 4110 nucleotides long. RefSeq names its product small G protein signaling modulator 1-like. The transcript has 12 exons. Gene Ontology annotation, biological process: activation of GTPase activity. Gene Ontology annotation, molecular function: GTPase activator activity. The coding region runs from base 272 to 3037 and encodes 921 amino acids. The record is from RefSeq and is a predicted model, not a curated record. NCBI's taxonomy places the organism in Eukaryota, Metazoa, Arthropoda, Insecta, Hymenoptera, Diprionidae.